CAGGUUCAUAAAAUCACUUCAAGGUUCAAUGACAAAGUGUAAAAAGUUCACUGACUGUGUGAAACUUUGGUCAGAGGGAAUAGAAGAGACGAUAAAUGUCAGCCAAAAGAAAAGUCUGUCGGAGCAGGCAGGAUGUCUGUGACCAUGACCAAGGCUGAAGGGGUCACUGUGCUCACUUUGACCUCGGACCCCCAAAGUGUUUUACCUCCAAUAUGCCAAAUCCUCAAAGGCCUUUGUUACAGCCCUAUAUGCUGCUCUGUGUCCCAGCAUCUGAAGAAGCUCCAGGGCUCAUCUCAGUCAGUCCUGGGGGCUCUGCAAAUCAUGAUUGGUUUGCUGAACAUCGGCCUCGCAGCGAUCCUCUGUAGCUCUGGGUCUGGCUCUCGGUGGCAAAUGGAUGAAUACAUGUAUCCCUUUUGGAUGGGAGGACUGUUUAUUUUAUUUGGUGUCGUGAGCAUCGUGUCUGAGAAGCGUCCAAGUCCCUGCCUGGUUAUCCUCAACGUGAUUCUGAAUCUCUCAGGAGUUGCUUUCUCCAUUGCAGCCAUCGUGCUCUACAGCAUCAACAUUUCAAACAUUUGGUUGUGGUGGAUGUGUGAAAAUAAUCAUUAUUACAAUUAUGAUUACAACCGACACACUUCAACAACUCCAUCUCCUGAUAAGACUAAAUGCUUGGAGGUCUAUGCAAUAACUCUGAUGCUUUUGAGAAGCAUCAACGCCGUGCUGAUUGUUCUGUCCGUCCUGGAGUUCUGUGUGGUCAUCAGCUCUGCUGUCUUGGGGAUCAAGGCUCUUUGCUUCAUUCAGAAGAGAGAGAAGAACAAGAGUCCUGAAGACCCCCAACUCUACAAACCCCUGCUGGAGGAGGUCACCAGUAACCCUGCAGCCUGAAUGAAAACCUCUGCUUUGCACUUUUAGUGACCAGACAGGAACUCUCCUGUUGUGCUUUUAUGAAUCAUAACCACUGACUGUAUUUACUGUUAAAUCAUCCGCUCACUUGGUAUAACCUGUGCUGAAAUUAAAGGUUCUUCUCCUACAAGGGUAGCUUAAAAAUGUUUACACUUAUACUUUUAGAGCACUGGUUCUCAACUGGUGGGUCAGGACCAAAAAGUGGAUCACCAAUGUGUGCCUGGAGAAAAUAAAGUUUCUAAAAGUCUAUGAAGCACUAUAAAAACAUGUCCCAUGUUUAGUUUUUAUUUAAUAAAUCUCAUUCGUUGAGAAAUAUCAGAUAUUAUGGUCCCGAUUUCUAAAGAAGGAGCUGGCGUUGAGGGCUGCAUGGUGGUGCAGUUAGUGAUGUUGCCUCACAGCGAGGAGGUUCCUGGACAGGAGUGCUCUCUGUGGAGUCUGCACGUUCUCCCUGUGCAUGUGUGGGUUCCCUCCAGGUACUCCAGUUACCACAGGACUCCAGUCCAAAGACAUGCUCGUUAGGUCAAUUGGUGACACUAAAUUGCCCGUAGGUGUGAAUGUGGGUGUAGCUGGUCUACCCUGCCUCUCACCCAAUGGCAGCUGGGAUUGGGUCCAGCCCGCCCGUAACCUUCAAAGCAUCAAAGAUAGUGGAUGGAUGGAAGUUGGUGUGGGCCUUGAGGCUAGACCAGUUGAGUACCACUGCUUUAGGGCGCUUUUGAUAAUGAUCUUCAGCCAUUUAUAUUUUCUGCUUUUAUUUAUGUUCUCUGUUUCUUUUUAUUAUUUUUUAAUGUUUGAUUGUCAAUCCAGCAAUGUGCCUUGAGGUCAGAAUUGUUGUAGCUUAAAGGGAAGUCAGUCCAUGUGUGUGACACUGAUGGAUGGGGUGUCGCUUUUAUUUUACUGCAUCAUGCCAUGUUAAAAAAAAACAUGAAUAAAAAAAAGUAAAGAAAG
Molecule: messenger RNA, 1845 nt
Organism: Labrus bergylta (ballan wrasse)
Lineage: Eukaryota; Metazoa; Chordata; Actinopteri; Labriformes; Labridae
Source: RefSeq, a predicted model, not a curated record